GUAAAUGGGAAUAGUGGGGGUUAGAGUAGGGUUACGCAAUCGGCUAAACUAAUUUGGAAUUGUUGUCAAAAGUGCGAGGCAAUUUUCCUAGCCUUUGUUUUUAAGUGCUUUUCGUUUGUUGCGUUGCUGUCGCUGAUGUUGCCAAAGGAAUGGAGCGAAAGCAGCAGGAUCAGGACCGGGGUGAUCCUGGCACGAAGGAUGAGCCGAUGACUGUAGUGCAGUCUAUGACAUCGUUCUACAUCUACAAUCCCUACGAGAAGCGAUGUGUGGAAGUGCCAUUGACUAACUGUGAGGCGUUUAUUUCUCUGCUAAAAUGUGUGAUAGGAACGGGGAUUCUGGCUAUGCCGCUGGCCUUCCGUUGCUCGGGAUUCGUGGUGGGCGUAGUGAUGUCCAUUCUCCUCAUGAUUCUACUGACGUACUCCAUCCACUUGCUGAUUGAUGGCAUGACAGAGUGUUGUCGAAGGCGUCAAGUUCCUCAAGUUUCCAUGCCCGAAGCUGUGAGAAUCGCCUAUGAGGAGGGUCCCGAAUGGGUGAAUUGCUUUGGUCGCAUAGCAGGAUUUUUAACCACCUGCGUUCUGGUCUUUGGACAGUUUCUUCUGUGCACAGUUUACCUGGUCUUUGUGGCCAAGAACUUUAAGGAGAUCGGUGAUCACUAUUGGGAAAGAUUCAAUGAGCGAUAUUAUGUUUUGGGUGCCUGUUUGGUGCUUCUGCCGCUCUUCAUGAUCCGUCGGCUAAAGUAUCUGGUGCCAUUGAACUUGGUUUCCAACUUCCUAUUAUACUUCGGUUUUGCUCUAAUCAUGUAUUACCUGUUUGCUGGUCUUCCUGAUAUUAAGGAUCGUGAGCUGGCCACGCCUCCCUCUGAAUGGAUUGAGUUCUUUGCCAUUGCCGCCUUCUCUCUGACAGCCGUGGGUUCUAUGCUCGUUGUUGAGGCACACAUGGCAAAGCCCCAAAGCUACCUUGGCCUCUUUGGAGUCCUCAACUUGGCUGUGCUCUUCAUCCUGAUCUCGAACAUGUUCUUCGGCAUCAUGGGCUACUGGCGGUUCGGGGAAAACGUCCAAGCGAGUGUCACUCUCAACAUUCCGAAGAAUGAAAUCCUGUCCCAGUUCAUUAAGGUCUUCAUUGCCUCAGGAAUAUUCCUUAGCUAUCCUCUAAAUGGCUUUGUAGUGAUCACAGUGAUCUUUAGUGAUUAUACAAAUGUCAGUGAGAGGAGAAACCAUCAAACGUUGAUUGAGUAUAUAGUACGCUUAACCUUUCUGAUACUGACAGGUGCUGUGGCAGUGGGUGUCCCUAACUUAGCAGCACUUACAGAAUUGGAGGGAGCCUUUUCCCUGAGCAACCUGAAUCUCCUAUGUCCGGCUUUAAUCGAUGUAUUUCUUAAUUAUAGAAAAGGAUAUGGCAGGCUGAAGUGGAAGUUGAUCCGCGAUAUUUUGCUCAUACUGAUUGGUCUUAUUUUCGGGACUGUGGGCUGUACGGUGGCCAUGAUACAGCUGAUCCAUGACUUACGAAUGACUUUGAGUAAUGUUUAAGAAAAAGACGCUUCAAUUUUUUAGAUUUUUCUCAGCUACUUUUUGGUGCUCAUUCCUAGAAAUAAAAUCGGAUUUUCCAAGUUG
Molecule: messenger RNA, 1610 nt
Organism: Drosophila eugracilis
Lineage: Eukaryota; Metazoa; Arthropoda; Insecta; Diptera; Drosophilidae
Product: glutamate transporter polyphemus
Exons: 7
Coding region: 150-1526 (458 amino acids)
Biological process (GO): amino acid transmembrane transport
Cellular component (GO): vacuolar membrane
Molecular function (GO): amino acid transmembrane transporter activity
Source: RefSeq, a predicted model, not a curated record